AGCAAUGACUGCCUCUCUGGAGACACUCGCCAGAUUCGAGAAGGAUGUGAAGCGAACCGACACCGGGUUCCUGGCGAUAGCAACAAAGGUUGAGAACGACAGAGAGAAGACCUCGGAACCUCCGGGAAACAUCAAGAAAUUAGUGAAGAAGUUCCAAGACAUUCUUCUGGACGAUCUUCCAAACGAGCUACCGCCAUACCGAACGCAUCAACACGAGAUCGUGGAGGAACUGGGUUCGAAGCUGAUCUUCCGAGCACCAUAUCGGCUCAGCCCUACUGAGCUGACCGACAUGAAAAAACAGAUCGAGUAUCUGCUAGCCAAAGGACUCAUCCGACCAUCCAUUUCGCCAUACGGUGCCCAAGUACUCUUCACACCGAAACCGGACGGAAGCCUGCGCAUGUGCAUCGACUACCGAGCUCUUAACAAGCAAACAUCAAGAAUAAAUAUCCGAUACCGCGAAUUGAUGACCUGCUUGACCAGCUUCGGGGAGCUACGGUAUUUUCCAACAGGAUCUGCAGUCCGGAUACUGGCAGAUACGGAUGGCGGACAACUCUAUCCAUUAAAAUGCUUUCCGAACUCGGUACGGAUCGUACGAGUAUUUGGUAAUGCCGUUCGGACUCACCAACGCACCGGCAACGUUUCAAGCCGAGAUGAACCACAUUCUACGACCACUUUGGACGAGUGCGUAGUGGUGUACCUGGACGAAAUCUUCAACUACUCGUGCGACAUGAAGCAGCACGUCGAACACCUGCGACGCGUCUUAGAAAUUCUUCGACGAGAACGGUUCUACGUCAAACUGUCCAAGAGCGAAUUCGCCUUGAGAAGGUCCAUUCUCCAAAAUGGACACUUCAUCCAACACACACGACGGCACGCACCGAGGAGACAGCACAACUCUUCGUUCGUCACAUCAUCUCCCAGCAUGGCAUCCCAACCACACUCAUCUCCGACCGAGACCCCAAGUUCACCAGCAAGUUCUGGAAGGAACGUAUGUCUCUUCUCGGAACCAAACUCGCCAUGUCAUCCGCUUACCAUCCGCAGACAGACGGACAGACCGAGCGCCUCAACCAAAUUGUGGAGCAACUCCUCCGAGCAGCCUGUAAGGACGAGAUCUCCAAAUGGGACCUGCACCUGCCCGUUCUAGAGUUGCUUACAACAACGUACACA
Messenger RNA from Closterium sp. NIES-67, 1164 nucleotides. The record is from the annotation of a GenBank genome assembly. Lineage: Eukaryota; Viridiplantae; Streptophyta; Zygnematophyceae; Desmidiales; Closteriaceae.